AUGCCAGAGCAUCUGGAGGACACAGAAUCUGGAACAGAGGCCGAGGCCGAGGAAUUUAAGUCCAAUGCCGCGAUCCUGGCGGCGGUAGGCCUGGUCAGUGUGGCAGGCGCGGGCUUCUACUUUAAGGAUCAGAUCUGGGUCUCGCUGGAGUGGUUCACCGGCGUGAUUGAUGCCAUGGGACCCGAGGGCUACCUAGUGUAUGUGGCAGCGUAUGCCCUGCUCGAGCUGGUGGCAGUGCCCGCCAUCCCAUUGACAGUGGCUGCCGGCGCCCUCUUUGGCCUGUGGCCCGGGGUGGCCACCGUCUCCCUGGCCGCCUCCAUAGCCUCCACCACCGCCUUCCUCAUCGCGCGCUACCUGGCCCGCGACCGGGUCAGUGCCAUGGCCUCCAAGAACAAGCAGUUUGCGGCCAUCGACCGUGCCAUCGGCAAGGACAGCCUGCGCGUCGUGACCCUGCUCCGCCUCUCCCCACUCCUCCCCUUCUCCGCCAGCAACUACCUGUACGGCCUCACCUCCGUGGACGUGGGGUCCUACAUGCUGGGCAGCUGGAUAGGCAUGCUCCCAGGCACGUUUGCGUAUGUGUCGGUGGGCGCGUAUGGGAAGGACCUGGCCUCGGGGCACGGAGUCGCGCCGUGGCAGGUGGCGCUGGGUCUCGGGGCCACUGCAGCCACCAUCUGGUAUGUAGGCGGCCUGGCAUCAAAGGCCCUGGCCGAUGUGGAGGAGGAGGAGGAGUCCGGCAAGAAGGAGAAGAAAGCAUGA
Molecule: messenger RNA, 756 nt
Organism: Auxenochlorella protothecoides
Lineage: Eukaryota; Viridiplantae; Chlorophyta; Trebouxiophyceae; Chlorellales; Chlorellaceae
Product: TVP38/TMEM64 family membrane protein
Exons: 5
Coding region: 1-756 (251 amino acids)
Source: RefSeq, a predicted model, not a curated record